Ochotona curzoniae (black-lipped pika) is the source of this 1299-nucleotide messenger RNA. RefSeq names its product UV excision repair protein RAD23 homolog A-like. Gene Ontology annotation, cellular component: cytosol; nucleoplasm. The transcript has a single exon. The coding region runs from base 1 to 1299 and encodes 432 amino acids. NCBI's taxonomy places the organism in Eukaryota, Metazoa, Chordata, Mammalia, Lagomorpha, Ochotonidae. The record is from RefSeq and is a predicted model, not a curated record. Gene Ontology annotation, biological process: nucleotide-excision repair; proteasome-mediated ubiquitin-dependent protein catabolic process. Gene Ontology annotation, molecular function: polyubiquitin modification-dependent protein binding; proteasome binding; ubiquitin binding.
AUGCGCCUCACCCUGCAGGCCGGCCCGCAGCUCACCUUCCAGGUCGACGUGGACCCCGAGCACACGGUGAGAGCCCUCAAAGAGAAAAUCGAGCUGCAGCAGGGCAGGCACGCCUUUCCAGCGGCGCAGCAACGGCUGCUGUAUGCCGGCCAAGUCCUCCAGGACGGCGCUGCUCUCAAAGACUACCACCUGGAUGAGCACACAGUGGUAGAGGUGCUGCUGGCCGAGCCCAGCGCAGCUGCCACUGCAGGGCCGGCCGUGCCCAGGGCCACGGCCACCAGCAUGGCCACGGGCACAGACACGGCCACGGGCACAGACACGGCCACCAGCACGGCCACGGCCACCAGCACGGCCACGGCCACCAGCAUGGCCACGGGCACAGACACGGCCACCAGCAUGGCCACGGCCACCAGCAUGGCCACGGGCACAGACACGGCCACGGCCACCAGCAUGGCCACAGCCACCAGCAUGGCCACGGCCACCAGCAUGGCCACGGGCACAGACACGGCCACGGGCACAGACACGGCCACCAGCACGGCCACGGGCACAGGCAGGGGCGAGCAGUCACAGCCUGCCCCCUCUGCUGCCCUGGCGUCCAGCCCGUGGGCAGCUGCAGCUCAGGCCCCAGCGCCUGGCCCUGCCUGGGCGGCCACCUCCAACAUGGCGUCUGCCCAGCCCGCCGCACUCGCUGCCCCUGCGCCUGAGCCACCUGCACCUCAGGAGGCACCCACGCCAGGUGCCGCCCUCCCAGCAGCCAGCGACGAGGCCACCGCAGGACCCUUGUCCGGCCCCACGUCCUGGGAGCACGGGGCAGGUGCCCUGGUGUCAGGCCCAGCCUACGAGCAGUCCAUCACGGACCUCGUGUCCAUGGGCUUUGAGCGACGGCAGGUCCUGGCAGCCCUGAGAGCCAGUUACCACAACCCUCACCGAGCUGUGGAGUACCUUCUCGAGGGAAUCCCUGCACACACAGAAGGGCGGGCCGCGCACCAGCCCCCUGCAGCCGCGGGCCGCAGAGCUGCUGGCUCACCAGCAGACGCUGCGUGGACAGCGGCGGCAGAGGCUUUGGCAUCUUCUACCAAACACCUGCUGGACUUUCUCAAGACUGGCUCUGGCCCUGCAGGCCUGGCUCAGGGCCAGCAGGGCUCCAGCGAGCUGACAGCCCAGGAGCUAGAAGCUAUCGACAGGCUGAAGGUCCUGGGCUUUCCUGAAGCACUGGUGAGGCGAGCGUAUCUAGCUUGUGACAAGGACGAGGAGCUGACGGCCAAUUUUCUCAUCGAGCACUACCUGCCGGAGGACUGA